AUGCCGCAGCAGCAACAACAACAAGGGCAGCGCCCUCAAUAUCAAAAUAACCAGUAUCGACAGAGAAGGGAUAGAAAGAUUGAUCCGAUUCCUAUGACAUAUGCUCAGUUGUUGCAGCACUUGCUCAUCAUUGAGAAGAUCACUUUGAGAGACGCUCUGAAUGCUCCGGAUCGUCAGUCUCCAAACUAUAAUGCGAAUGCACGUUGUUCUUUCCAUUCUGGUGCUGCUGGACAUGAUACAGAGAGGUGUAUUGCAUUGAAGAAUAAAGUCCAAGAUUUUUUAGAUCAAAAGGUCAUUCAAUUCACUCCGACACCCAACAUUGUCAAUAAUCUGAUGCCAACUCACGGAGGCUCGGGUGUGAAUGCUAUUGAGAAUGAAGAGAUAAGUGUUGUAUCUGAUGUGGGCUGUUUGACUUUCCCUCUUGUGUCUGUGAAGCAACAUCUGGUUAAUAGCGGCAUUUUCCCGGGUUAUGGUGUCGAUUGUGAGAAUUGCAAGAAUCGACUUGAGGGCUGUAUUGAUUUGAAGAAUAUGGUUCAGAGAUUGAUGGAUGAAGUUUCUCUCCAGUUCUAUAGAAAGAGAAAAAACGUGAGGGUUGCAAACGACGAGGUGGUGGUAAUUGACAUUCCAUAUGAUCCUGUGGCUCCUAUCAGUAUUCAGGUGCCUGUUCAGAUACCUAUCAUCAUUCCUUAUGCAGAGCAACCAGUAGCAUUAAUGAUCACUGUUCCUGGGCCGAUUCCAUAUGAGAGUGAGAAGGCCAUUCCUUGGCACUAUGGUUCAGAUGUUACUGGUAGGAUCACUCGCAGUGGUAGGGUGUUCCCUCCUCAGCUUGUACAAAACAAUGCAGAUGCCUUGGCUAAGGCCAAAGGCAAACAAGUGGUGACUGAUGGCCAGAACUCUCCGGUUCAGAAUGGGGCACCUGGUAAUGCUGUAUCUUCCGAGGAUGUGGAGGAGUUGUUGAGAAUCAUCAAGAAGUCUUAUUACAAAGUUGUUGAGAAGUUGGGUCAAAACCAAUCAAAGAUUUCCAUAUUGCAAUUGCUGAUGUGUUCGGAGUUAGAGGCGGUGGCUAAUAAUAUUUCAGCUGGAAAUGAUUUGGGGUUUACUGACCGUGAUCUUCCCCCUGAGGGGAGAAACCAUAACAAGGCUUUUCAUAUUUCAAUGGAGUGUAAGGGGACGACCUUGUCUCGUGUUUUGGUUGAUACUAGUUCUUCCUUGAAUAUGCUUCCCAAAUCGGCCCUCAUGAGAAUUGACUAUGCUGGUGUUGAGUUGAGGCCCAAUGAGUUGGUGGUACGCGCUUUUGAUGUGUCAAGGAGGUCUGUGUUCGGAGAAGUAGACCUGCCAAUCCAAAAGUUGAAGUCUCUAGUGGAUGGUAAAAUGGUGACGGUUUGUGGUGAGGAGGAUUACAUCGUGAGUCACUUGUCUUCUUUCCGAUAUGUUGAGAUCGAAGGUGAAAUACAUGAGACGCCGUUUCAAGCGUUUGAAGCCAUGAAUGCUGUGAGAACUCCUCUUCGUGAGAUAAUGAUACCAGAAACAAUUAUGUCUUCCUUGAAAGAUGCACAGGUUGUUGUUGAGACUGGAAAGGUGGAAGGCUGGGGGCAAGUGAUUGAUGUGCGUCCCAAUUUUGACAAGAAUGGUCUUGGUUUAAGUCCUGGACAGCAGAAUGCAUCAGUUAAGCCUAAUAUCCUCAGCCCGAUCAAGUUUGUGAGUGGUGGAGUGAUUCAGAACGGCCAGUUUCGUGUAGUUAGAAUGGCAGGCAGAGACGUUAUGCUAUAUCCUGCGGCAUUGUCAUCGGUUUACUUCGCAGGUACAUCCUUUCAAGUGCCUCAUAUCAGCGUAUUGGUGGAUCUAGCCAAGUGA
Messenger RNA from Vicia villosa (hairy vetch), 1854 nucleotides. RefSeq lists its product as uncharacterized. Bases 1 to 1854 code for a protein of 617 amino acids. The transcript is spliced from 5 exons. The record is from RefSeq and is a predicted model, not a curated record. NCBI's taxonomy places the organism in Eukaryota, Viridiplantae, Streptophyta, Magnoliopsida, Fabales, Fabaceae.